AUGUUUAAACUCUUCGCUGUUUUUCUUGGUACUAUGUUAGUAGCUGUCAGCUGUGGUUUAAUUCCUGGUGGUUAUUCUGAUCAUCCGGAAUUACUUGAAGAUCCACAUGUUAAAGGUUUAGUUAGUUAUGCUGCUGAACAUUUGGCUGUGACACAAAAUAUUUUUCUUAAUCAUCUUAAAGUUAUUCGUGUUCAAACUCAAGUUGUUGCUGGUAUUAAUUAUAAAUUAGAUUUUACUGGUGAAAAUGUUAAUGGUGGUAGUGGUAAAGUAAAAACAUGUCAAGCUGUUAUCUAUGUACGAUUUGAUCAAACUCAACAAGUUACUAAAAUUGAAUGUCAUUAA
Rotaria sp. Silwood2 is the source of this 342-nucleotide messenger RNA. Lineage: Eukaryota; Metazoa; Rotifera; Eurotatoria; Philodinida; Philodinidae. The record is from the annotation of a GenBank genome assembly.